Molecule: messenger RNA, 155 nt
Organism: Scutellospora calospora
Lineage: Eukaryota; Fungi; Glomeromycota; Glomeromycetes; Diversisporales; Gigasporaceae
Source: the annotation of a GenBank genome assembly
AUGUAAUAAAAGAACAUGCUAAGGCAACUUAUAACAUUCAACCUAAUGCUAACACUUUAUUGAAAUCUGAAAAGAUAUCUUUUUCAAAAGCAAUAAAAAUUAUGACUGAAGUUUUAUACAAAUAUGAAGUAAUGCAAAAAUUAUUUGCAUUUUAG